Messenger RNA from Salvia miltiorrhiza (redroot sage), 1161 nucleotides. Its product is annotated as putative receptor-like protein kinase At3g47110. Gene Ontology annotation, molecular function: protein binding. The record is from RefSeq and is a predicted model, not a curated record. The transcript has a single exon. NCBI's taxonomy places the organism in Eukaryota, Viridiplantae, Streptophyta, Magnoliopsida, Lamiales, Lamiaceae. The coding region runs from base 91 to 1161 and encodes 356 amino acids.
UUUACCACAUAAAUCGCGUUUCCACUUCCAACCAAAAAAAAAAAAAGAGGGAAGAAGAAAAAGAAGGUGAUGAAUAAAUAACCAAACUUAAUGUUCUCCCAUCUUGGUUCCCCUUCAACUUCAUCAUAUUUAACCCUACCUUGCAUGCUUCGGCAACGCAUCACCGAAAACAACGUAGUUGCAAUAAUGUUAAAUCACAUUCUUGUCCUACUCUUCAUCUCCCUUUGCUCCCUCCCUCUCACGGCGAGCUUCUCGAGCAACGACACCGAUCACGAGGCCCUCCUCGCGUUCAAGACGGCGACCAACGACCCUUCAAGCUCCCUGAGCUCAUGGAACUCAUCCCUCCCCUUCUGCAGAUGGCGCGGCAUCACUUGCAGCACCACGCGCCGGCGAGUCACCGGACUUAACCUGGCCAACCUCACCCUCUCCGGCUCCAUCUCCCCCCACGUCGGAAACCUCAGCUUCCUCAGAUUCUUGAACCUCAACAACAACUCCUACGCCGGCAGCCUCCCCCCCGAGCUCGGCCGCCUCACCAGAAUCCAACACAUCUCACUCAGCAACAACUUGUUUGAGGGCGAGCUCCCUGCCAGCCUAUCAAACUGCAGCAAUCUCCUCUCCCUCGUAGUCUCCUACAACAGAUUAGGCGGCGCGCUGCCAUUGGAGCUCGGCUCCCUCUCCAGGCUCGAGCUGCUCGCGAUCAGCAGGAACGCCUUCAGUGGCUCCAUCCCUACCACUCUAGGCAACCUGUCUUCCCUCGUGAGGCUAUACUGCGGCUCAAACGGUCUUGCAGGCGGCCUCCCCGCCUCUUUGGGCCGCCUCUCGAGGCUGCAGCUUCUUGCAUUUGGAGAGAACAUGAUCGCAGGGCUGAUCCCACCCUCAGUUUUCAACCUCUCCAAGAUUACAGUCUUUGAUCUUGCAGCCAACCAGAUCAGGGGCUCUCUGCCUUCCAACUUAGGCAUUGUUUUCCCCAAUCUUGAGUUCUUCAGCGUGGGUAUAAACAUGCUACAAGGCUCGAUCCCGCCCUCGUUCUCAAACGCUACGAGCUUGGGAUACAUACAUGUUGGAUACAAUCAGUUCACAGGGGAGGUGCCUAGCUUCAUGAAGCUGAAUAAGCUCACGUUGUUGGGAAUCUUUUGGGGAGGGGAGGAGCAGAGGAUUUGA